Osmerus eperlanus (European smelt) is the source of this 1159-nucleotide messenger RNA. RefSeq names its product pancreas associated transcription factor 1a (gene ptf1a). Bases 79 to 882 code for a protein of 267 amino acids. Lineage: Eukaryota; Metazoa; Chordata; Actinopteri; Osmeriformes; Osmeridae. The transcript is spliced from 2 exons. The record is from RefSeq and is a predicted model, not a curated record. Gene Ontology annotation, biological process: developmental process; regulation of transcription by RNA polymerase II. Gene Ontology annotation, molecular function: RNA polymerase II transcription regulatory region sequence-specific DNA binding; protein dimerization activity; DNA-binding transcription factor activity, RNA polymerase II-specific.
ACUAACACUUGACCAUCCAAAAGACAGCCAACAAGCAAACUCGCUGUUACUGGGCAACACGAAAAGACAACUACAAAAAUGGACACUGUCUUGGAUCCGUUUACCGGGCUGGACUCCUUUUCCUCCCCUUACUUUGACGACGACGAGUUCUUUACAGAUCAGUCCUCCAGAGACCACUUGGACACAGACGAGUUUUUAGAUGACGAUGUCGACUUUCUCACCAGUCAUUUCCAAGAUUACUACAAGGACAGCAGGACAACGCAUGACGGGGACUACUGUGACAUUGGCAACUUUUCCUUCUCGUCCUCAUCUUCUACAUUCUCGUAUGGUUGCGCAGACAGCACUUCGGAACUCUCGCCCCAAAUGGACGGAGAGGCCCCGCUACUGAAGAGGCGCAGGCGCAUGAGAUCUGAUAUGGAAAUGCAACAGUUGCGGCAUGCUGCCAACGUGAGGGAGCGACGGAGGAUGCAGUCCAUCAACGAUGCCUUCGAAGGGCUCCGGUCACACAUACCGACCCUGCCAUAUGAGAAGAGGCUCUCCAAAGUUGACACUCUGCGUCUUGCCAUUGGCUACAUUAACUUCCUCGCGGAGCUCGUGCAGUCUGACAUGCCCAUCCGUAACUCCAACAAUGACGCACUGAGCCAACCCAAAAAAGUAAUCAUAUGCCACAGAGGAACAAGACCUCCAUCUCCAAGUGACCCUGACUAUGGUCUGCCUCCCCUCGCGGGACACUCGCUGUCAUGGACAGACGAGAAGCAGCUGAAAGAUCAGAAUAUCAUCAGAACAGCUAAAGUGUGGACCCCAGAAGACCCACGAAAACUCCACAGCAAAUCGUCUUUGAAAAAUAUUGAAAACGAACCCCCAUUCAGUUUAAUAGCCUAAAUGUUAUACUUUCAUACACACACAUUGUAAAUGUGAAUUUAAGUUAUCCAUAUAAAUGGAUCCAUGCAAUGCUACGUAUGUUGGUGCUAUGUAUCUCGUUUAAAUUGCUGUACAUAUUUAUACGUUUUUUUAAUUCAGGCAACUGGCAAUCAUGUAGCAAUAAUGUAUUUAAAUGUUUUAUGAUUACAUAAUAUAUUUGUAUUUAAUGUUGAUUAAUAGGCUGUUGCAAGAACCAAAACAUUUUUAUAUUGAGUUGUAAGAUAAUUUAUAUUUAUAU